AUGGGGGAGGUCAAAUUCACCGAUAAGGAUAUCCAGAAGCUAGACAUCGUGGAAGAUGCAGAGAAUCGAGCCGCUUAUGAGCUCACCGAGGAGGAGCGCAUAGUAGAGAAGAAGCUGGUUCGCAAGAUCGACUUCAUCAUAAUGCCCAUCAUCUUGACCGUGUACCUUUUGAACUGGAUUGAUAGAAAUAAUUACGCCUCUGCACGCUUGGCGGGGUUGGAGAAAGAUCUCGGUAUGACGCUCCAGCAAUACCAAACAGGACUGUCCAUCCUCUUCGUCGGUUACAUUCUUGGUCAGAUUCCAUCGAACAUGAUGCUGAAUUACUUUGGUCGCCCGUCGUGGUAUCUCGGCUUCUUCACAAUUGCCUGGGGUCUCGUAAGCGCGUUGACAUCUUUGACCAAAAGCUUUUCCGGAAUCGUUGCAUGUCGCUUCUUUCUCGGUAUUGUUGAGGCCCCUUUCUUCCCAGGUGUACUGUUCUACCUGUCGAAGUGGUACACAAAGAAAGAGAUGAACUUGCGCAUGAGUAUCUUCUACUCAGGUGCGUUGAUUGCGGGUGCUUUUGGGAAUCUGAUCGCAGCUGGUAUUCUGAAUGGUAUGGAUGGUAAACUCGGCAUGUCUGCGUGGAGAUGGAUGUAUAUCAUCGAGGGUGUAAUCACCGUCGCCAUGGGCAUCGUCGUGUGCCUCUAUCUGCCAGAUUUCCCGCAGACCUGGAAGAGUCUCACUGCUGAGCAGAAGCAUGUCGCCAAUCGACGUCUUGCUCUUGAAGCUGCCGAUGCCGAUGUUGAUGAAGAGGGCGCAAUGUCGCAGCUCAAGGGCCUAAAACUCGCUCUCACAGAUGUCAAGACUUGGCUCUUUGUCGGCAUAUACAUGUGCCUCACCGGCGCACAAGGCUUCGGUUACUACUUCCCAACGCUCGCUCGCUCAUUAGGAUAUAGCCGCUUCAUCUCAUUACUACUGGUUGCGCCACCACAUGUCUUCAUGACGAUCUGGAGUUAUUGCCACGGCAUUGUUAGCGACCGUUAUGAGACACGAUUCUGGUUCGCAAUCUACCCGAUCGUCCCUGCAAUCACCGGCUUUGUCCUCUUCAUGACAACCGACGCCUUUGGACCGAAGUAUUUCUCAUUCUUCUUGAUGAUGUUCCUUAUGACUAUGAACGGAACGAUCUUUUCCUGGAUCUCUGGUAUUUUGACAAGGCCUCCCGCGAAGCGUGCGGCUGCGUAUGCCUUGAUCAAUUCACUGGGCAACUCGGUAACAAUCUGGACGCCCUAUACCUAUCUUGACAAUGAGAGGCCGUAUUUUUACACUGGUAUCGGCAUAUGCGCAGGCUUGAUGGUCAUUGCAGCACUUCUCCUGAUCCUGUUAAGGUUUCUUCUCAUCAGGGAGAACAACAGGCUGGCUAGUCUUGAGAAUGAGAACAUGGAGUUAUCGGAGAAAGAGAUGAUCAGACUGCAGCGCACAGCGGAAACGGAGGGUAUCUCGGUCGCGGAGGCGAGGCAGCUCCAGAAGGGUUUCAGGUACCCGAUCUAG
Molecule: messenger RNA, 1527 nt
Organism: Cucurbitaria berberidis CBS 394.84
Lineage: Eukaryota; Fungi; Ascomycota; Dothideomycetes; Pleosporales; Cucurbitariaceae
Product: MFS transporter-like protein
Exons: 4
Coding region: 1-1527 (508 amino acids)
Biological process (GO): transmembrane transport
Cellular component (GO): membrane
Molecular function (GO): transmembrane transporter activity
Source: RefSeq, a predicted model, not a curated record